AUGGCUAAGAUUCUUCCUCGACCAUGGAAGGACCUCCCUGCUGACCUCCUUGUCGAGAUCCCCCGCUGCCUCCCGUGCCUCGUUGAUCAUGUGUACAUGUCUAGUGUGUGCCACGAUUGGUGGGUGGCUGUCCCAAAGCCCCCGCAUCUGCACAAGCUCCCUUGGCUCCUCCUCCCAAAUCCCACUACCACACCUCUCUCUCUUCCUCCAGUCCCGGAAAGCAUGCGAAUGGCAUCCUUCUAUUGUAUCCUAGAUAAUGGAUCUACCCACAACCUUCGCAUCAGACAUGAUGUAGGCGGGGCGCACUUCUUUGGCUCCUAUGAUGGCGGUUGGAUCUUCCUUGCCCUCGGCCAGACCAACCACCACACGCUUCUCAACCUCCACACCAACCAACACUUCCCUCUCCCUAAUUCCAUCUCUGUGGGAUUCGUUGGUCGGUAUGUACAAAAUCCUAUCUCGAUGGUCAUCCUCUCUGCCACCCUUUCUUCCUCGCCGAUGACAAACACAGAGUGCUUCGGUGCCGCUAUCGUUGACUUAAACUUUUUGCCGCACGCAAGCCCUCGAACACAACUUUCCUUCUGGAGGUUGGACGGGGCCAAUCAUCACCGUCCAGUGGCGAUGGGUUUCAUUGGCAAUUGCUUGGACCCAUGGUCCCGAUUUGAGGAUGUCAUACAUCAUAAAGGAGCUUUCCAUUUCCUCACCGAUACAGAGCAUGUCAUUGCGUACAACAUAUUGAAUUUCCAAGAAGGUGUCUGGUUGGAAGUUGGUGUUCAUCGGUACUAUUUUCAGAGGAGGUCACCACACAACUCCAAUGUGAUAGUCACCGCUCGCUACCUUGUGGAGUCCCGGGGGGAACUGCUGAUGGUCAUGAGGUUGGUGACAUUUUGUCCAGGACAUGUCGUGUCACUACAAGCAGGGGCAUUCCAGGUGUACCGGAUGAUGCAACACCUCAACAAUGCGGGAUUGGUUGUACUCACCUGGGAAGAGUUGCCCAAGCUAGAUGAAAGGAUGUUGUUCAUUGCACGAGGACGCUCUAGGUCCUACGAGGUGGCUGAUUGUCCCGGCUAUGGAUUUCAAGAUGGUAUCUACUUCUUGGAUGAUGCAACCUCUAAUUGUGUAGAGGUGAUGGUCCAGCACCCCCCAUUUCGGCGGUACACCUACAAUGACAAUGGGAGGUAUCGGUGGGUGGACGUGACACCGCCCCGCCAAGAUUUCCAGCGCUGGUUCCCGGACAAGGAACAGUCUAACUACUCGUCUCCAAUUUGGUUUCUCCCUUGA
Triticum aestivum (bread wheat) is the source of this 1278-nucleotide messenger RNA. RefSeq lists its product as uncharacterized. The record is from RefSeq and is a predicted model, not a curated record. NCBI's taxonomy places the organism in Eukaryota, Viridiplantae, Streptophyta, Magnoliopsida, Poales, Poaceae. The coding region runs from base 1 to 1278 and encodes 425 amino acids. The transcript has a single exon.